Molecule: messenger RNA, 2163 nt
Organism: Geosmithia morbida
Lineage: Eukaryota; Fungi; Ascomycota; Sordariomycetes; Hypocreales; Bionectriaceae
Product: Pfam:DUF654
Exons: 2
Coding region: 1-2163 (720 amino acids)
Biological process (GO): rescue of stalled cytosolic ribosome; ribosome-associated ubiquitin-dependent protein catabolic process
Cellular component (GO): RQC complex
Source: RefSeq, a predicted model, not a curated record
AUGUCGAGUAGACAACUACGAAAGCUGCAGAAGCAGGGCGAGUUAGAGAAGCUCCACACAGAAUCGGAGGAGUAUAAAUCGGAGAACGAAAGCGAUGUGGACGACGCUCCGGCGCCCCUUGCAGCUAAACCGCGAGCGAGCCUGUUUGCUGCUCUUGGUGGGGAGGAGGAAGAGGAGGAGGAGGAGGAAAUGCAGGACCAGACAGUGGAGACUGGGAGGGUGGGAGAAGGAGACGAAGCAGAAUCAUCAGCAGCGCCACCAAGCAAGAAGAAGAGCAAGAAGAAUAAGAAGAAGAAGAAGAAGGCCAAGACCGCGGCGCAGGAUGAGGUCAAGAGUGGUGCAGCUAAGGACGUUGAAGAGGAUGAAAUUGACAAGGCACUCAAGGAGCUCAAGCUGAGCACGCGACAAGGGGGAGACGGGGUUGCCACAGGAGGCGCCACAGCAAGCGCAACGCUGCGGAUCAAUCAGCUCCUCGGGAUCAACACGUACCGUCUCAAGGCCAUGAACGAGAUGAGGCACCUGUUCGGCCGGGACGUGAUUGAGUCCGCACAUGCGGAGGAAGAGCAGCAGCAGAUUGAGAACAACCGGCGACGGCGCGGACCGACACAACAGCAGGUGGACCUUGAGACUUUCCUGCGUGGCCCUCCCGGAGCUAAGAGGCUACCGGAGGUGUCACUCAGGCGUAACGUCUUCAUCCAGGGGCGAGAGCAUUGGCCGCGUCAGACGGCUGGAGGGUUGGGAAUGAAGCAGGUUGGCAAGAGCGAGGAUGGAUCGUCUACCGAGUACGCAUAUGUUCACGACAAGGAGUAUGAUGCUGUGCAGACCUUCUUCUUCUCCUGUGUGCAGAUGGGUGACCCGAUGAGGAUUGUCUACCUGCUGCAGCAAGUCCCUUACCACGUGUCGACACUUCUACAGGUCAGCAGUGUGGCUAAGCAGGACCAGAACAUGGCCCUGUCAGCUGAGCUGUGCGAGAGGGCACUCUUCACGUUUGGUCGUGUGGCGACAUCGGCUUUUCGUCAGGACCUCGAGAACGGCCGCGCGCGCCUCGACUUCCGACGGCCGGAGAACCGGCAGCUUUGGCUAGCAGGGUACCACUACCUCCGGAGUCUGAUACGCAAGGGCACGUACCGGACGGCUCUGGAGUGGGCCAAGCUGCUGUUCGCGCUGGACCACGCGGACCCCUACGCCACGAGGCAUUUCAUACACUUCCUAGCCAUACGGGCGUACGAGGCAGAGUGGCUCGUCAGCUUUCUGGAUGAGCUGGAGAAGACGAGCGACAACCGCGACACCAUCUACCUGCGGCAGACGGGUGUGCUGGCCAAGCUCCAGCUUAAAGAUAUCGAGGGCGCGCGUGCCGAGCUGGAGCAGGGCAUACGGCGCCUCCCGUGGCUCUACUGCGCACUCUACCAGGAGCUCGGGAUAGAUGCACCCCCAUCCAUCUGGGGUAUAAACGCCGAAUCCGACCGGCGCUCUUUCUGGGUAAAGCUGUACAUCUACCAGACCAAGGACCUCUGGAACAACACUGCGGCGACGUCGCUCCUCCAGGAGGUGGCCAAGUCACUGGACCGCGUCGACAUCUCCUCGCUUCCCGUCGACGACUCCCCGCCUGACUUGGGCGUCACCCGCCUGGCGUACCUGGAGGGCCAGACGUCCAUCAUCGCCUUGGCUCCGCGCGAUCUCCUAGACAGCCAGCCCAACUACGAGUUUGACCCUCUCCCGCCACGCGAGGAGGACAACAUUUUCACGGGAGAAGGGUGCCGUAUGCCGUGGAAGGACAUGAAUGCCGGAUCCAGGGCAAUGGAGCACCAGAUUGAGGCGCAGCUGCGGAACCUCAUGGAGCGCAGGCAGGCUCGGGCUCAGGCCGUUGGAGCUGGAGCUGGAGCGGCAGGUGGCAUGGGGAUAGCUGGUAUUCCCGGAGACGACGAUUUUGAGAACCCGGAACUGGAUGCUCUUGACCUGAACGACCCGGAGCUCCAGAGGGAUCUAGAAGAGCACGCUGCACGGGCAAAUGCCCCUGGUUUAGUGCAGACGCUCAUGCGCAUGUUUAGGGGGGAGCCUGCGCCCGACGAUGAUGAGGGCGUGGAUAACGAGCAGGAGGUGUUUGAGGGGUAUUAUAGUGAUGAUGAUGAUGUUCCUGGCGCAUGGCCCGAGGAUGAGAGGUAG